AUGGACGAGCCCUCGGUGCAACUACACCUGGAGAUCCGUGACGCCGUUGUUCGCGCUCUCGCAACGCGCCGCCCAAUCCUCCAUCACCUCAACGCCGAUACCUCCUGGCUCCUUCAAAUACCCCGUCCCGCCAACGCAGUCAAGCACGGUGCCCGCAUAUACUACAACAUCCUAAUCGAUCCGUGGUUUGUGGGUGGACAAAGCGAUGUCGCAAAGUGGUUUAGCCAGCAAUGGCACGCGACGGAGAGCGCGGUAAAGAGCAUUUCAGAAGUGGAAGAACUGGCACGACAAGUUGAGAUUCUCGCCGGAGGCUUCAGACCAAGCAAGAGCCGGAAGCGCAAAGUAGAGGCCAUAGAAGACGAAGAGAGUUAUAUCGACUGCGUAGCCAUCAGCCAUGAAUUCACCGAUCACUGCCACAAAGAAACGCUCCUCGAAGUUCACGGCGACGUCCCCGUCUUCGCAACAGAGCAAGCUGCCAAACUCAUCACGUCCUGGUCCCACUUCCGCACCGUCCUCACCACCCCAACCUUCCCCUGCACCGCAGACUGGCACGACUACAGCCUCCCACCCCUCCCUUCCUGGCUCUCCAUCUCGCGCCUCACCGCCCCCAACGACGCCCUAUUCUACCACUCCGCCCUCCUCAUAACCUUCUCCACACACCCCUUCCUCUCCAGCUCCACACCCCGAAAACGCCUCUCCACACUAAGCAUCAACGGCGACGGCGCCGAAGCAGACUUUUCCUUCUCCCCUUCUUCUUCUUCCGCCACCAGCGAAGCCGCCGAAUGCGUCAUCUACACCCCACAUGGCAUUCCGCACACCGCCCUGGCCCCCGUCGCAACUGCGGAGCCCGCACUGCACACGCUGGCGUUUCUGCACGGGCUACACGACGUUUCGAUAUCUGCGGCUCAGCAACUUAAUCUUGGGGCGAAGAAUGGGGUUUUGGCGCAGAGGCUCGUCAAGGCAAAGUAUUGGGUCGGCACGCACGACGAGGUUAAACGCGGAGGCGGGUUUGUGAGUUGGUUUUUACGCAGGAAGGUUUGGAGGGUUGAGGAUGCGAUUAGAGAGGUUGGGGGCGAGGGAGAGGUGGAGGAUGUGAGGUUUAGGGAGGUGGGGAAUGGGGAGAGUAGGGUUCUUGAGUGA
Molecule: messenger RNA, 1140 nt
Organism: Bipolaris oryzae ATCC 44560
Lineage: Eukaryota; Fungi; Ascomycota; Dothideomycetes; Pleosporales; Pleosporaceae
Exons: 2
Coding region: 1-1140 (379 amino acids)
Source: RefSeq, a predicted model, not a curated record